CAAAGUUGAUUUUGUCAACAUUUAGCUGUAACUUUAGCACAGGGGUCGCAAGAACUUGAAGCAAGCAGGUUUACUGUGAGUAUUUCCAUGUGUUUUGUUUUAAAAGGAUAACUACUGUUCGCCAUUUGAUUCACAGCAUUCGUAACAAAUAGUUUGAUUGUAUUCAAAGGUAUUGCUGUCUGGUGUACUAUUGCUACAGUAGCUAGCUAACGUUAACGUUAUUUAACCUGGCUAUGAAUUAUCUCCAUGCUUGUUAAUCUAUAGCUAACUUUCCUUGCCAUACCAUAAUCAAAUAAAAAACUCCAAUGAGCUGUGUGUAUACUAAACUAAUCCCUCAAUAUCUUUUCAGAAAUAUGGCUUCUUCCCUGGGGUGUACAAAGGACGUUUUGCAGCAGGUCAACCAGUUCUGGUCCAUGUUAGACGAGCUGUCUCAGAAUGACCCUCAAAGCUACCAGAUGUAUAUCGAGAAACAGAUGAAACAGGGAGCUGAUUAUAAUGCACCACCUCACCCUGACUCCUGCCUACUCAUCGAAAUGCUGGUACCACAAAUUACCUGCUUUCUAUGAGCAGCUACACCCACACUGUAGAGUUUAUAGAUUGGAAACACACAAACUUCGAACACUGGCCUACAUAAAAAUGACAUAGCAAAGUGUGUUUAGAGAAUACUGGUUCAUUUGUUUGCAGUGCACGUUUGAUUGUGCACUGCGGGCUAAUAAUAUGGAGGUGUGAACUAUAAAGAGGCUGAACAGUUGCUUUAUUGUUUGUGUCAGGAGCCAAAGAAAGGGUUGCUGUACAUCAAUGUGUGUGGCUGGAAGCGUGUCCCUGCCCCUGCUGAUGAGAACAAGCCAGUGCCUGUGUGUGGAGGGAGACUGGAGACAGACACUGAUGAAAGAGGAGGUACCAAGAGUCACUGUUGUCCUGCAGAACACAAACCUGUAUUUCUGCAUAAUUACCUAUAGUGUAACAUGUAUUACAAGAGGUGCAGGCAAAAAAGUGAACAUUUCCAAAAUUACUUUCUACUACAGCUGACUUUCUUAUAACUUGUUUUAUGGUUUUGAUACCAAUGUUAUGUAACACUGUUUAACUAAAAAUGUGUUUCAUUGCCGUUUCUCAGUACUACAACUUGUGUUUCCUGUACUCAGACAACUACAGUGUGGUGGAUGUGGCGUUCAGCCCUGCGGUGCUGCAGCAGGCUCAGCAGGACAAGAGGGAGAAGGACCAGGUCCACCUGUUAGCCCUGAGCUUCACCCAGCAGCAGCAUGGCCUGCGUCUGGCCCAGCAGUACAACGUCAGCAACAGUAAGGUAAAAGGCAGCCUAGAGGACAUGCAGCGCCGCCUGGGUCCUCUAAAACAGUCCAGCCCUGCCACCAACACAGGUAAGGCCUCUUAAGUAAUUAUUCCCUGAUUCAAGGGGACAGUUGUAUUUUUUAUUAAGGUGACACCACCACCAAGAUAAAGGCGAGAUUAUUUAUUUAAAAUGUAUUGAGCAAUACCUACUAAUGUAGUAUAUUCUAGAUUUUUUAAAGGUAUACUGUAGGUGAAGAUGAAUGUUUUGACAUUCAUUUGACAUCAAUUUCCCAGCCUCCCAGACCCCAGCUUCCCUGCUUCAGCAGAUCUCCUCUCUGCGUGAAGGGCAAACUGAGGACAGUACACCUGUGCAGCUCAUCACAUCUGUCCAGCUAACUCCUGGGCCAGGGGACCAAAGCAACAAGACCAAAAACCUGAUCCAGGUGAUCUCCAGCUCAGUGACAGCCCAGCCUCAGCGGCCACAGCACCAGCUCACUGUCAACUCUGACCCCAGGGACCGCUUUCGGAGCCUGAAGCUGACUGUGGAGCUACCAAAGGUUCAGUCCAUCACAGAGUGCCAUCUCAGCAUUUCCCAGGUCAGGGAACACUCUGCUUCCCCUUCCCUUGUGCUAUGAAUAAGGCCCUGUGACGGAUGAACUAAAAUUCUGUCUGUCUUGCUUAAACGCUUCCUAUGGUGACAUAAUAGCCUAUGUUACAUUAUAAGUUAUCCUUUCUUUGGUCUUGUGGGUCUAAUAGUGUGUGUGUAUUUCUCUGUAGGAUGAUGUACUACUAGAAGUGGAGGAUAUGUACCAUCUACACCUGGAGCUGCCUGAGACUGUGAAUGAAGAGUCGGCCUCUGCCACGUUCAACAAGAAGAAACGGACAUUAACUUUGCAAGUGUCUAUACUCUAGUGCCGGUACUGCUGACACUAAAAAGAAGCAAAUUCAUUAAUAGGCAAACUCUAAAAAAUGUGUCUGCUCUGGCAAGACUGGGACUUUUGAAAUAUAACAAGGCCAUUAGAGAAGGCAGUAAUGUAAUUUCUGCUAUGCAUCCUACAAGCUGUGCGUCUGAACCUUUGUAGUAGUAUACAGUACCUCAGUAAAGACAUUCACAACAACAUUAAUGACUCAUGUGGAAUUAUAGUCCUCCAUGAUCAUGAGUUACAUUAACUGCAUUUCUGGGAAAUAAUUCACAAAUAGUCAAUAUUCAUGCAG
Molecule: messenger RNA, 2502 nt
Organism: Coregonus sp. 'balchen'
Lineage: Eukaryota; Metazoa; Chordata; Actinopteri; Salmoniformes; Salmonidae
Source: the annotation of a GenBank genome assembly